Messenger RNA from Nanorana parkeri, 1346 nucleotides. RefSeq names its product hyaluronan and proteoglycan link protein 3 (gene HAPLN3). The transcript is spliced from 5 exons. The record is from RefSeq and is a predicted model, not a curated record. Gene Ontology annotation, biological process: cell adhesion. NCBI's taxonomy places the organism in Eukaryota, Metazoa, Chordata, Amphibia, Anura, Dicroglossidae. The coding region runs from base 205 to 1284 and encodes 359 amino acids. Gene Ontology annotation, molecular function: hyaluronic acid binding.
ACUCGGGGCUUGGCUUGCAUGACGUCCUGUGCUUCUCCUCUGCCAAUGAACAGUCAUUAAGGCUGGAGCCCAAACAUUUUACUACACAGCUCCAGAGCCCGUAUGAGAGGAGGGUGUCUGCCCAGCCAGGAUAUACAAAGGAUUGUCCUCAACAGGUUUAAGCAACUAUUCCGUUGAAUUGGAGUGCAGCCCCAUUGGCAUACAAUGCAGACACAACUCACCGUUUCACUCUUGCUCUUCGCCACUUGUCAAUGCCUUCCAUUCUACAAUGGAUUCUACUAUGAUCACAUCCUAAAUAACAUCUCUAGCAAUGGAAAUGGAGAAGCAAUUCACUUCAAUGGUGUGAAGCUUGUGGUUUAUACACCAGAAGAUGACCUCUUUGGUUAUCGUGGAGGUAACAUUACACUUCCAUGUUCGUUCCACUAUGAGCCAGCAUUACAGUCACCGAGAAGAUUUCGUGUUAAGUGGUCCAAGCUGCACAAAGAUAACACCAAGGAGAAGGAUGUGCUGGUGGCAAUCGGUUUAAGGCAGCGUAGCUUUGGAGAAUACAAAGGUCGGGUUCACUUGCGCCAGCGUGUUCCAGAUGAGGUUUCUCUUGUCAUUACUGAUUUGCGCCUGGAGGAUCAUGGAAAGUACAAGUGCGAAAUCAUUGAUGGGCUUGAAGAUGAAAGUGGCAUUGUAGAACUGGAAUUAAGAGGUGUUGUAUUUCCAUAUCAGCCUCAUCAUGGACGCUACCAGCUCAAUUUCCACGAUGCCAAAAAAGCCUGUGAGGGACAAGACUCUAUGAUGGCUUCAUUUGAACAGCUCUAUAAAGCCUGGGAGGAGGGUCUGGAUUGGUGCAAUGCUGGAUGGAUAAGGGAUGGCACUGUCCAGUAUCCCAUCACCUUACCCAGAGAACCUUGUGGUGGAAAGGACACUGCACCUGGGGUGAGGAACUAUGGAGAACGUCACAAACAUUUGCACAAAUUUGAUGCUUUCUGCUUUUCUUCUGCUUUGAAAGGAAAGGUUUACUACCUAGAGCACCCUGACAAGCUCACGUUUGCUGAAGCCAAAGAAGCGUGUGUGCAAGAUAACGCUAAGAUUGCCAAAGUUGGUCAGCUCUUUGCCGCCUGGAAGUUCCAGGACUUUGAUCGAUGUGAUGCUGGAUGGCUGGAUGAUGGCAGCAUUCGAUAUCCCAUUGCCUUCGCCCGGCUUAACUGUGGACCUCCGGAACCUGGUGUUCGAAGCUUUGGAUUCCCAGAGAAACAUAAUAAAUUUGGAGUAUUUUGCUACAAAAUGAGCUAAACACUUGGUAGCAUCACCACCAGGACAGUUUGAUCAUCUACCUAGAGCAGAACUUUUUUGCC